AAAUAAUUUGAGCAUUGCCGGACACAGUAAUGGCGGUGUUUGUAGACGGUCAGCACAGAACAGAUUAUGGCAGGAUAGUUCUAACAACUGGAAACGUUCUACACUCGGCUCCCAGCGUCGUUAACACCCCAUCUCGUGCUGACGGCAUCAGUUAUGAGGACGAGCGCGAUAUCAAGAUUGUUGGCUGCGAGUUAAUACAGUCUAGCGGUUUACUCUUACAGCUGCCUCAGGUUGCCAUGGCAACUGCUCAAAUACUGUUCCACCGUUUCUACCUUGUCAAGUCCCUCGUCAUUCACAACUACGAGCACCAAGCAAUGGCAGCAAUAUUUCUUGCAGCUAAGAUAGAAGAGCAUCCCCGGCGCAUCAGAGAUGUAAUCAACUGCUUCCAUCACAUAAAGCAAGUCAAGGAAAAGAAAACUCCAUCACCCCUGGAUUUCACCGGUACAUUGUACGUCAAACAGAAGAAUGAUGUCAUUAAAGCUGAGCGGCGCCUUUUGAAAGAGCUCGGUUUCUGCGUCCACGUGAAAUACCCUCACAAAAUCAUCAUUAUAAUCCUGUCUCUGAUGUUGGAGCAAAGUCAGAACACGGAGCUCGUACAGCUGAGUUGGAACUUCAUGAACGAUAGCUUGCGGAGUGAUGUGUUUAUGAGGUAUACUCCUGAUCAGAUCGGCUGUGCCUCUAUCUGGCUGUCAGCUCGUAUCAAGAAGAUAUGUCUACCAGAGAACCCACCUUGGUACGAUUUACUGGACUGUAGCCGGGAGACUUGUGAGGAGAUCUCUAAAACAAUCCUCAACCUCUACUGCAUACCUCGGCCCAACUCUGAAAAACUUGAAAGGGCCAUCAAUGCUGCUAAAGAAGCCUAUGAAUUGAAGAAAUCAUUUAAUGAGAAAAGUAAAAGAGACUUGAAGGAAGUCAAGAAAUUGGAAUCAGCCAGUAACUUUUCGCCUUUAGACCCUAGUAGAAACAAAGACUCGCCUCAGAAAUCUAAGCUAUCUCCGGCUUCCGUGAUAAACAAUAAACUAAGUAAACUAGCCGAGAAUGGGGGUUCAGAAGGUCAUAAAAAUGGUAAUGUGCGGCGCUCAAAGCACCACUCCCCGAGAAGGCGGUAUAGUCCAGUCAGCCCACCCCGACGGAAACACGAUCGUUACAGAAAAAAACGCAGAUCAUCGUCAGAUUCAGAGAGCAGUUCGCUUGUCAGAAAAAGAAAACACCGGUCAAAGAGGCAUGCCUCUAGUUCCUCUGACGAUUCUAGUUCCUCUUCUGAUAGCGAGGCUGCCCGCGAAGAGGUCAGGAAAAGGAAGCACGAAGAAAAGAAGAAGCUCGCUGACCAGAGAAAACUUCAGGAGAAGAUAAAGCUGCUUGAAAAGGAGAAAGAGAGGAGUAAAAAAGAGAAACAUGAGAAAAUUUUAAGGGACUCUGGCAAGGAACACAGGCACAAAGUCAGAUAACGGUUUUUAAUGGUUUUGUAAAAACUAAUAAUGAACUGUUCAUCGGUUGAGCGAAGUUAUGCAAAUGAAUUGUGAGCUAAAAAUAAAUAAAAACAAUCAGUUUUAAUUUACGUUGGGUUUCAUAUUCGAAGCAAUCGACCUGUUUAUUUAAAUAGUACCUGGGUUCCUUUUUAUGUGAUGCCAAACAUUUUAUCCAUUAUGUUCUUUCCCCUCGAGACCCCAGUCCUCGAUUCUAAUCAGAUACCCGUGCAUACUAUAUUAACAUGUUGCCGUUUAGUAAUACCAUGGUCACCAUUUAGUGUUGAGACUUGCAAUCAGAUCUCUUAGAGUAAAUGUUCUGACUCUAAAAAUCGUUUACUUGACAAACGGCAAUUGCACGUCUUAACGAAAAGGUGGUAAACAUGGAUACACCACGUUUCCUAAAACUGGCAUAUAUUUUUAACGAGUUUGAAACAUAUUAUUGAAUACAAUUCUACGCACCUGUUGUGUAAUUUAAGAUUUCAUUCACUUUGAAUAA
This is a messenger RNA of Bolinopsis microptera, 1965 nucleotides long. Its product is annotated as cyclin-L1-like. Bases 30 to 1448 code for a protein of 472 amino acids. Gene Ontology annotation, molecular function: cyclin-dependent protein serine/threonine kinase regulator activity. NCBI's taxonomy places the organism in Eukaryota, Metazoa, Ctenophora, Tentaculata, Lobata, Bolinopsidae. Gene Ontology annotation, cellular component: nucleus. The transcript has 8 exons. The record is from RefSeq and is a predicted model, not a curated record. Gene Ontology annotation, biological process: regulation of transcription by RNA polymerase II.